Molecule: messenger RNA, 2272 nt
Organism: Thalassophryne amazonica
Lineage: Eukaryota; Metazoa; Chordata; Actinopteri; Batrachoidiformes; Batrachoididae
Product: ATP-binding cassette sub-family F member 2-like
Molecular function (GO): ATP hydrolysis activity; ATP binding
Source: RefSeq, a predicted model, not a curated record
UUUACACAACCAUGCCAUCCGACUUGGCCAAGAAAAAGGCAGCAAAGAAGAAGGAGGCUGCCAAAGCCCGUCAACGUACCAAGAAAGCAGAUGGUAAUGAUGAAAUUGAACAACCAGAAAUCCAGAGUAAUGGAGCAGAAAGCAAUGGUAUUGACAGUUUGACAAAGGAGCUGGAUGAAUUUGAGCUACGGAAGACAGAGGCGCGGGCAGUGACGGGUGUUUUGGCGUCGCACCCCAACAGCACUGAUGUUCACAUUAGCAGUCUGUCCCUCACCUUUCAUGGGCAAGAGCUGCUAUCGGACACAAGCCUGGAGCUCAACUCGGGUAGACGCUACGGCCUUAUUGGUCUUAACGGCACAGGAAAUCCAUGCUUCUGUCAGCCAUGGUCAUCGGGAGGAUUCCAUUCCAGAGCACAUAGAUAUUACCAUUUGACACGAGAGAUGGCCCCCAGCGAAAAGACGGCGCUGCACUGUGUCAUGGAGGUCGACGAAGAGAGAAUAAUGCUGGAGAAGGAGGCGGAGAGGCUUGCACACGAAGACUCGGAAUGUGAGAAGCUGAUGGAGCUGUACGAGCGUCUGGAGGAGCUGGACGCAGACAAGGCGGAGAUGCGAGCAUCUCGAAUCCUCCACGGUUUGGGUUUCAGUGCUGCUAUGCAGCAGAAGAAACUGAAGGACUUCAGUGGAGGCUGGAGGAUGCGUGUCGCUCUGGCCAGAGCCCUGUUCAUUAAACCCUUCAUGCUGCUGUUGGAUGAGCCCACCAACCACUUGGAUCUGGAUGCCUGCGUGUGGUUAGAGGAGGAGCUUAAAUCGUUCAAGCGAAUCCUUGUCCUUAUCUCACACUCUCAAGACUUCUUGAAUGGUGUGUGCACCAACAUUAUCCAUCUACAUCAGAGAAAGCUGAAGUAUUACACGGGUAACUACGACCAGUAUGUGAAGACCAGAGAGGAGCUGGAAGAGAACCAAAUGAAGCGCUUCAAUUGGGAGCAAGACCAGAUAGCACACAUGAAGAAUUACAUUGCCAGGUUUGGCCACGGCUCUGCAAAGCUGGCACGACAGGCACAGAGUAAAGAGAAGACACUGCAGAAGAUGGUGGCGUCAGGCUUAACCGAAAAAGUCGUGAAUGACAAGACACUGUCAUUUUAUUUUCCUCCCUGUGGGAAGAUUCCUCCUCCUGUUAUCAUGGUUCAGAAUGUGAGCUUCAAAUAUAGUGACAACACUCCAUACAUAUAUAAAAAUCUGGAGUUUGGUAUUGACUUGGAUACACGAGUUGCGCUGGUAGGUCCCAACGGCGCAGGAAAGUCCACACUGCUGAAACUGCUCAUGGGAGAGCUCCUACCUACUGAUGGCAUGAUCCGGAAACAUUCUCACGUCAAGAUCGGCAGAUAUCACCAGCACCUGACGGAACAGCUGGAGCUAGAUCUUUCUCCUCUCGAGUACAUGAUGAAGUGUUUCCCCGAGAUCAAAGAAAAAGAAGAAAUGAGGAAGAUCAUCGGCCGCUAUGGCUUGACAGGAAAACAGCAGGUCAGUCCAAUCAGGAACUUAUCAGACGGUCAGAAGUGCCGGGUUUGUUUUGCCUGGCUGGCCUGGCAGAACCCUCACAUGUUGUUCCUGGAUGAGCCGACAAAUCACCUCGAUAUCGAGACCAUUGACGCUUUGGCAGAAGCCAUCAACGAGUUUGAAGGAGGCAUGAUGCUUGUUAGCCACGAUUUCAGGCUAAUUCAGCAGGUGGCACAAGAGAUCUGGGUGUGCGAGAAUCAAGCAAUCACAAAAUGGAAAAGGGACAUCCUGGCAUAUAAGGAGCACUUGAAAUCAAAGAUUGAAAAGCAGCAGGCGCAUGACAUCUAAAGCAGCAUCCUCAACACUGAGGCGCUGCUUUGUCUUACAUCAUGGAUUUGACCUGCGGGGGCAAGAGCGGUUUGCAGGGGCAAUCCUAAACUCGGAACAGAAACUCUUCCUACGCAUCUCGUUGGACAUGCCGGUUGUACACGUGUUGUAUUUCCAACAGUUUGACAGUGAUGCACCAUGCUGAACCACACCUAAUCCCCCCAAAUCUCACCUCAGGCUGCACUCUGAUUGGCUGAUUCACCUGAUGCAUUUUUGGAAUGCAUUCCCUUGUACUAUCUUCAUAGGAAAGUUAUUUUGUCCAAAUGUUCUGUUUCACACAUGUAAUGCAGCAGCUUUUAGUUUUAUAUUGAAGUCAACUUCCCCUCUGUUAAAACGGGCAGUCACGCCUCAUUUAACAAUGUAAUGCAAUAAAGGUUUAAAUAAAUGGA